AUGUAUGAAAUUAGAGAAGAAGGAGACAUAGUAAAGAAAAAACCCCAAAAAAAGAAAUGGAGAAGAAGACCAUUGAAGAAGAGCAUUAUAAAUCGUACGAUUCAAUCCAAAAUCAUCUUUAUUGAGCCGUUGCGACAUAUUCGGGAACAAGUCAACCGGCUUGUCCGGUCACUCUUCGUAAAAGUCUUCUUCAUUCUCCCGGUUCUCUGCCCCUUCCUCGCACUUCUGUUCUCUUCCACUUCACCGAUCACAGAUCGUUUCUCACUUCUCGCUCUAGAUAUGAAGGGUGCCAAGGGUAAAGGGGCAGCAAAGAGGGACACCUUGAAGCCUGUUGAUGACAAAAAAGUAGGGAAGAGAAAGGCACCUCCUGCUAAGGCUGUUGGCAAAAGCAAAGCCAAGACUGCGAAAGCAGCUAAAGAUCCCAACAAGCCAAAGAGACCUCCAAGUGCUUUCUUUGUCUUCCUUGAGGAAUUCCGAAAGACAUUCAAGAAAGAAAACCCUGAUGUGAAAGCUGUUUCAGCUGUUGGGAAAGCUGGGGGAGAGAAGUGGAAAUCCCUUACUGCAGCUGAAAAAGCACCAUAUGAGGCCAAAGCUGCAAAAAGGAAGAUUGAUUAUGAGAAACUAAUGACUGCAUACAACAAGAAGCAGGAUAGCAUUGCUGAUGAUGAUGAAGAAUCUGAAAAGUCAAAGUCUGAAGUAGAUGAGGAAAGUGGACAGGAAGGUGGUGAUGAUGAUGAAGAUGAUGAGGAUGAUGAUGAAGAUGAUGAUUGAGAUCAAUGCUUUUUUUUUUUCAGCAAAAUCUGUCUGAAUUC
Messenger RNA from Lactuca saligna, 812 nucleotides. NCBI's taxonomy places the organism in Eukaryota, Viridiplantae, Streptophyta, Magnoliopsida, Asterales, Asteraceae. The record is from the annotation of a GenBank genome assembly.